Messenger RNA from Torulaspora globosa, 1104 nucleotides. It is a transcript of the gene FMT1, whose product is annotated as methionyl-tRNA formyltransferase. Lineage: Eukaryota; Fungi; Ascomycota; Saccharomycetes; Saccharomycetales; Saccharomycetaceae. Gene Ontology annotation, molecular function: methionyl-tRNA formyltransferase activity. The record is from RefSeq and is a predicted model, not a curated record. The transcript has a single exon. Bases 1 to 1104 code for a protein of 367 amino acids. Gene Ontology annotation, cellular component: mitochondrion. Gene Ontology annotation, biological process: conversion of methionyl-tRNA to N-formyl-methionyl-tRNA; biosynthetic process.
AUGACAUUCAUGCGACCCAGUCGACUGCUCUCCACCAUCAACAGGCCUUUGAACGUUUUAUUUUUUGGUAGUGAUCAGUUCAGCAUCCAUUCAUUGAGGGCCCUUGAUGAACUGAAACGACAGGGAUCUAAAGUGGGUGAGAUACAGCUGGUUACGAGGUCUCCUAAAUGGUGUGGAAGGCAGAACUCAGUAUUGAAAUAUCCGCCGAUCGUGGAGGCUGCUAGAGGACUCGGAUUACGGGAACCAUUUCUAUGUGAUUCAAGGCAAGAUUUGGUCGAUUUAGGUGACGUUGUGAGAGAUGAGCACUAUAAUCUCAUCGUAGCUGUUUCAUUCGGAAAACUGAUACCUGCUGAGCUGAUAAACAGGGUACCGUUUGCCUUGAACAUACAUCCAUCGUUGCUGCCGCGCUACAAAGGUGCGUCACCGAUUCAGCAUGCUUUGCUGAAUGCCGAUGAAACCACAGGAGUUACUAUACAGACGCUACAUCCCUCUAAGUUCGACCAAGGCUGCAUACUUGCGCAAACGCGAGCGCUUAACAUUGAAGAGCUCCUAUCCAAGGGCACAGUGAGUUACUUCGACGACGAUGUGCCAAGAGCUACAGCCACAUUGAUGGAUCAGCUGGGUCUUGAAGGCUCAAAGCUUUUGCAGAAAGUCAUUACACAAGACCUGUACACUGAAAUGCAGAACAAUGAGGCCGAUGCUGUUGAGCCCAGCUACGCUCCGAAAAUCACGACUGAAAUGAAGCAUAUCAACUGGAACUCGCAGGAUGCUGCUUCUCUAGUAAGAAGACUCGAAGUUCUCGGGCCACUGUUCACAUACAAGAAGACGUGUCCCAAGCAAAAAGAUACAGCGCCUGUUCUGAAAAGGAUUAUACUUCACCAGUUCCAGAUAGCUACGAAACAGCCACAACUGCUGCGAGAACCUGGCGAUUUCAUGUUUGACGAGGAGACAAGCAACCUUCUGGUGAAAUGCGAAGGAUCCAGCUGCAUCCAAGUAAGAAAGAUCCAAUUCGAAGGGUUCAAAGUAGAAGACGCGAAACAAUUCAUUACAAGUCUACGCAAGAGGUGUGGCAAGACGAUGGCGGAGCAAACAGUGUUUUUGUAA